AUGGCGCUAGACGAUCGUACGCGGUUUUUCAACGUUGUCAAAACGAAAUCGCUCAAUACAUUUCGGGUUAUUGCGACAAAUCGCAUCAUAUUUCCUACAUUCAUUGACAAUCGAAGAUCAUUGACGUCGAGUGCUUAUAAAAUGGCGAAGAAUUUGGAGCCUGUGGCUGUAAAACGCACACAGAAACAAUGGGAGGUGCCAGUGAACAGCCAUCCUCCGCCAAAAUUGAUGAUCUACAAUAGUUUAUCGCGUCAAAAAGAAGUUUUCGAGCCGAAUGAUGGAAAACGAGUCCGUUGGUACAUUUGCGGUCCGACCGUUUACGACUCGGCUCAUAUGGGACAUGCGCGCGCUUAUUUGUCGCUUGAUAUUCUCCGUCGAGUUUUUACCAAUUAUUUCGGGUAUGACGUCGAAUUCAUCAUGAAUAUUACCGAUGUCGACGAUAAAAUCAUCAAAAGAGCUCGCCAACGUCAUCUGCUCAAAUCGUAUUUCGAUGAGUCGCAAGAAGCGCCGCCGGUGAAGAAGGUCAUUGAAGAUGUGCUAUCUGCGCUGGAGCAUUUCCAAGGAAAAUACAAUGACGAGCUUGAUCCUGAUAAGAAGAAAAUGUAUGAAGUCAUGAUCAAGAAAGUUCAAGAUUCGUCAUCAGCGUUGGAAGCGGCGAUGAUUGCAAAAGACGCAACUGGGAUUGAAAGUUCUAAAGGACGAUUGCUGAACGAAGCUCGCGAUGUGCUCUCGGAAUGGCUUGACGCGAAACGCGGCAAAGAUGUUCGAGAUCAUAGCGUUUUCGAUCAGCUCGCAAAAGCGUAUGAAAACGAGUUUUUCGCCGACAUGGCUCGCCUGCAUGUGCUGCCGGUCGAUGUGCUCACUCGCGUCAGCGAAUAUGUGCCAGAGGUCAUCAAAUAUGUCGAAAGGAUCAUUGCCAAUGGAUAUGCCUACGUUGCUUCCGAUGGUUCUGUUUAUUUCGACACGAAGGCGUUCGAAGACAAUCCGAAGCAUAGGUAUGCAAAACUUGUGCCCGAGGCGUAUGGAGGCGAUAGCGAAGUAUUGAUGAAGAAUAUGCGGGAAGGAGAAGGGGAAUUGAGUAUGGGCGACGAUCGAUUAAAGUCGAAAAGAAGCCCUAAUGAUUUUGCUCUUUGGAAGUCGUCAAAGGAUGGGGAGCCGUUUUGGGACAGCCCAUGGGGAAAAGGAAGACCUGGAUGGCACAUUGAGUGCUCUGUGAUGUCGUCGGCGAUUUGCGGAGCCAAAUUGGAUAUUCAUGCUGGAGGAUUCGAUCUGAAAUUUCCGCAUCACGAUAACGAAAUUGCUCAAGUUGAAGCUCAUUAUGAUGAUCCGCAUUGGGUUAAUUAUUUCCUUCAUUGCGGAACGCUUCGAAUUCAAGGAAUGAAAAUGUCGAAGUCAUUGAAGAACUUUAUCACAAUUCGAGAAGCGUUGAAACAAUAUACCCCCCGACAACUUCGAUUGUUGUUCCUUAUGCACAAUUGGGCUGAUGUGUUAGAUUAUAGUUCUUCGACGAUGGAACGAGCGUUGCAAUUCGAAAAGAUUGCCAAUGAAUUCUUCCUUCUUGUGAAGGAUUACAUUCGAAGGUAUUAUAAGCCGGAAAGUUCGCAGGGAUACCAGAAAUCGCAAGGACGCGAGAGGCAACUGAUGGAUGAGUUGGCGAAAAUCAAGGCGGAGAUUCAUGCUGCUCUUUGUGAUUCGAUUGACACUCGAACGGUUAUUGAGAAGAUUCGCGAGCUGAUUGGUCUUGGAAACGCGUAUAUUAAUGAGAAGGAAAAAGAAGGAUCAAUUCCGAACUGUAUUCUUCUUCGAAAUAUCGCCGCCUAUAUCACGAACCUUUUGAAAAUCUUUGGAGCGAUUCCGCAAUAUGAAGAAAUUGGGUUCUCAUCGGAAGACGAUGCUGACACUCUUGGAGCUACACCAACCUUCUCGAAGGAAGCCGUUGUUAUGCCGUAUCUGACCGCUUUGGCCGAAUUCAGAGAGAAAGUUAGAAAUAUUGCCAAAGAGCAUAAGAUUAUUGGAAUUUUGGAGGAAUGUGAUAAUUUGCGCGACAAGAUUCUACCCGAACUCGGAGUGCGGCUAGAGGAUCGAACAACUCAAACUUGUGUCAAACUCGUCGAUCGCGAAACUUUGCGUCGAGAGCAGGAGCAGAAGCAGGCGGAGAAGGAGCGAAAAGAGCGCGAAAAAGCGGAGAAAGAGCGAUUGGCGAAGGAGAAAGCCGAACGCGAUCUCGCCCAGAAGCGAAUUAAGCCCGAGGAGUUGUUCAAGCAGGGAGAAUAUGCUGGAAAGUUCUCAAAAUAUGAUGAUAAGGGAAUUCCAACGCAUGUUGCUGAAGGGGAGGAGGUUUCGAAAAAAUUGAGGAAGAAGCUUGAAAAACUGUGGGAGACGCAGCAAAAGAACUACAAACAGGUGACAGGAACCGCAUAA
Molecule: messenger RNA, 2421 nt
Organism: Caenorhabditis bovis
Lineage: Eukaryota; Metazoa; Nematoda; Chromadorea; Rhabditida; Rhabditidae
Source: the annotation of a GenBank genome assembly